UUAGCCUCGCGGUUUGACAGCGACAGGACAGCCACCAAUAGCGGGUGGCGUGGAAUCAGCUACACCGAUUUAACUAAUCCGUCGGACGCCCAAAGGUGCGGUGGAUCCCCGGCAGUAGGUGCGCUACAGAGAAACCUGGGAAGGACGAACGACCUCGGCCAAACGAGUGGAUUGUAGCGUGCAGCUGUAGGGCUGCUCCCCCACAAUGAUCAUAACACUGCGGGCUCUCUUCGAACAAGGGAGGACAUUUUUGGAUGCACAGAAAACAGUAAUCGAAGAUUUCGCCAUGAACAAAAACAAGAGAGAAAGAGAGUUCUACAGCCUUGAUGUUGGGGAUUCGACUUUCACAGUACUGAAGCGAUACCAGAAUCUAAGACCCAUCGGCUCAGGAGCACAGGGAAUUGUCUGCUCUGCUUACGACCAAAUCCUAGACCGAAAUGUUGCCAUCAAGAAGCUGAGUCGGCCGUUUCAAAAUCAAACCCAUGCCAAGAGGGCGUACAGAGAGCUAGUCCUAAUGAAAUGCGUCAAUCACAAAAAUAUCAUUGGCCUUCUAAAUGUAUUUACACCACAAAAAUCAUUAGAAGAGUUCCAAGAUGUAUACUUGGUGAUGGAGCUGAUGGAUGCCAACUUGUGCCAGGUCAUUCAGAUGGAGCUGGACCAUGAGAGACUGUCCUAUCUCCUCUAUCAGACGUUGUGUGGUAUCAAACACCUCCAUGCUGCAGGCAUAAUUCACAGGGACCUCAAGCCCAGUAACAUAGUUGUCAAGUCAGAUUGUACACUGAAGAUUUUGGACUUUGGCUUGGCUCGGACGGCUGCCACAGGCCUCCUGAUGACACCGUAUGUUGUUACACGCUACUACAGAGCACCAGAGGUUAUCCUGGGCAUGGGCUACCAAGCCAAUGUGGACAUAUGGUCUGUGGGCUGCAUACUGGCGGAAAUGGUUCGCCAUAAAAUCCUCUUCCCAGGAAGGGACUACAUCGACCAGUGGAACAAGGUAAUUGAGCAGCUAGGCACUCCAUCUCAGGAUUUUCUCAUGAAGCUAAACCAGUCAGUAAGAACAUACGUAGAGAACAGGCCACGCUAUGCUGGAUACAGCUUUGAGAAACUCUUCCCAGAUGUGCUCUUCCCUGCCGACUCUGACCACAAUAAACUGAAAGCAAGCCAAGCAAGAGAUCUCUUGUCCAAGAUGUUAGUGAUUGAUGCCUCCAAGCGCAUUUCUGUAGAUGAGGCCCUGCAACACCCCUAUAUUAAUGUUUGGUACGACCCAGCUGAAGUGGAAGCGCCACCUCCAAAGAUCUUAGAGAAACAGCUGGAUGAGAGGGAGCAUACCGUGGAAGAGUGGAAAGUGCUUAUUUAUAAGGAAGUGAGUGAAUGGGAGGAGUGGACAAGAAAUGGUGUGAUAAGAGGCCAGCCACCUCCUUUAGCACAGGUGCAGCAGUGAUUGAAAGCCCCCCUCAGCCCAGGUCCUCCUCCUCUUCGGCCAACGAUGUCUCGUCCAUGUCCACAGAGCCCACUGACCCCAGCAGUGACCCCACCAUGACCUCUGAAACAGACAGCAGCUUGGACAGCCACACCUCUCUGGGUGCACUGGCCUGCUGCAGAUAACGCACAUAUACACACACACACACACACACACACACACACACACACACACACACACACACACACACA
This is a messenger RNA of Etheostoma spectabile (orangethroat darter), 1671 nucleotides long. It is a transcript of the gene mapk8a, whose product is annotated as mitogen-activated protein kinase 8a. NCBI's taxonomy places the organism in Eukaryota, Metazoa, Chordata, Actinopteri, Perciformes, Percidae. The transcript is spliced from 12 exons. Bases 206 to 1441 code for a protein of 411 amino acids. The record is from RefSeq and is a predicted model, not a curated record. Gene Ontology annotation, biological process: protein phosphorylation. Gene Ontology annotation, molecular function: ATP binding; MAP kinase activity.